UCCCGCCUCCCCGUGAGUCCGGGCGUUCGCAAGCUCGAGCUCAACCUCUCGUCCGAGGCACCCCACUCGCAUGUCACACUGCCUCCCUCCGCGUUCCCCGUUCUGGAAGAGCUGCACUGCAAACACCAAGACCUGCCAGCCUUCUUGCCAAAAUACCGCGAUAUCGUGUGACGUCCCAUCCACACAGUCGUGCUCGAUGAUGCAGGGUACGGCAGGGACGCAGAGUACGGCAUGGACGCCAGUCGACAUGCCAUGAGACAUGCACCCGACGACCCAGCGCACAUGUUCACCACAUUGCGGCGCGUGUUCGCGUCUCUGUCCCACUCCGCCAUCCCCAUGACACACCUCAGUUUUGCCAUAAAGGGCUUCAAGUUGCUAGACUUGCCCUCGCUCUUCCUCCCGCAUGGCAUUCAAGUCCUUGAGACUCUCACGAUCGUCAUAGACGGCGAACAACCCGACGUGCGUAUACUAGUACACGCUAGGAAAGCACUGUGCUUGCACCAGCUUUUACAGGACUUCUGGGUCUGCGAUGCGGCCGUCGCCUGCAUUCAUCCCGGUCCCGAUAGACAGCGUCCAGUUCAGACCGUGAUCUGCCGCUGAGCUG
Messenger RNA from Dichomitus squalens LYAD-421 SS1, 604 nucleotides. RefSeq lists its product as uncharacterized. The annotation marks the transcript as partial. Lineage: Eukaryota; Fungi; Basidiomycota; Agaricomycetes; Polyporales; Polyporaceae. The transcript has a single exon. The record is from RefSeq and is a predicted model, not a curated record.